Molecule: messenger RNA, 4409 nt
Organism: Myotis myotis
Lineage: Eukaryota; Metazoa; Chordata; Mammalia; Chiroptera; Vespertilionidae
Gene: CIITA
Product: class II major histocompatibility complex transactivator
Exons: 20
Coding region: 46-3699 (1217 amino acids)
Biological process (GO): positive regulation of transcription by RNA polymerase II; inflammatory response; positive regulation of MHC class II biosynthetic process
Molecular function (GO): protein binding; ATP binding
Source: RefSeq, a predicted model, not a curated record
UUUGGAUGCUGCAGGCUGGGUGAGCAGAAAUCCCAGGCUCUGGCUAUGGGCAGCUGCCCUCCUCCGAGUGCUGCCAUGAACCACUUCCAGACCAUCCUAACUCAGGUCCGGAUGCUGCUCUCCAGCCAUCAGCGAAGCCAGGUGCAGGCCCUCCUGGACAACCUGCUGGAGGAGCAGCUUCUCUCCAGGGAGUACCACUGCGCCUUGCUCCAGGAGCCUGAUGGCGAGGCUCUGGCCAGGAAGAUCUCGUUGACCCUGCUGCAGAAAGGAGACCCAGAAUUGGCCCUCUUGGGAUGGGCCUGGAGUGGGCUGCAGGGUCCAGUGGUUGAGAGGGACCCCGGCUACAAGGACCACGGUGGCAGUGGACAGUGUACCACCAUGGAGCUGGGGCCUCUAGAAGGUGGGUACCUGGAGCUGCUCAACAGCAAUGCCGACCCUUUGCAGCUCUACCACCUCUAUGACCAGAUGGACCUGGCUGGAGAGGAAGAGAUCGAUCUCUGCUUAGAACCUGACACAGACACCAUCAACUGCGAGCAGUUCAGCAGGCUGUUGUGCGACAUAGAAAGUGAUGAAGAGACCAAGGAAGCUUAUGCCAAUAUCGCGGAACUGGACCAGUAUGUGUUCCAGGACUCCCAGUUCGAGGGCCUGAGCAAAGACAUUUUCAUCGAGCACAUAGGAUUAGAAGAAAUGAUCAGCGAGAGUGGGGAGAUGCUGGAGGAAGCAGCACAAAAGAGUCAGAAAAGACCCUUCCCAGAGGAGCUGCCUGCAGACCUGAAGCACAGGAAGCUCGCCGAGCCCCUGACUGCACCCAUGGUGACUGGCACUUUCCUGGUGGGGCCAGUGAGUGACUCCUCGGCUCUGCCCUGCCCAUCGCCCCCUGCUCUGUUCAACAAGGAGCCAACAUCCACCCAGACCCGGCUGGAGGAAACCAUCCUGACGCCUGCGCCCCCCUCCAGUUCCUUGCUGAGCUGCCUGGGUCUCCCUGCUGGGUCCAUCCACAUCAUCCCCACCCUCCCUGCUCUGCCCCAGGGGCUCUGGCAAAUCUCAGGAGCCGGGACAGAGGUGUCCAGUAUACUCAUCUACCAAGGCGAGAUGCCCCAAGCACCCCCUUCCAGCAGCCCAGCUAUCCCCAGCCUCCCAAAGUCCCCAGACCGGCCUGGCUCCACCAGCCCCUUCGCCCCGGCUGCAGCUGACCUUCCCAGCAUGCCAGAGCCAGCCUUGACCUCCCGUGAAAACAUAACAGAGGAUGAGAUGUCCCCCACCAAAUGCCGGGCAGCUCGCAAGGUCUCCAGCAAGCUUCCAAAAUAUCCUGAGAGUGUGGAGCAGUUUCGCCGUUCACUACGGGACAAGUACCAGGCCAAGCCCGCAGGCCUGGAAGACAUCCUGGUGGAGGUGGACCUGAUGAGGGCCCGGCUGGAGAGGAGCAGCAGCAAGAGCCUGGAGAGGGAACUGGUCAUCCUGGACUGGGCAGAGCAGCAGCCAGCCCGCGGGGGUCUGGCUGGGGUGCUGCUUGCUGCUAGUGACUGCCGGCGGCCGCGUGAGACACAGGUGAUUGCUGUGCUGGGCAAGGCAGGACAGGGGAAGAGCCACUGGGCCCGGGCAGUGAGCCGGGCCUGGGCCUGUGGCCAGCUGCCACAGUACGACUUCGUCUUCUACCUGCCCUGCCACUGUGUGGACCGACCAGGGGACACCUACCACCUGCAGGAUCUGCUCUUCUCCCUGGGCCCGCAGCCGCUGCCGGGGGACAGUGAGGUCUUUGGUCACAUCCUGAGGAGGCCUGACCGCCUCCUGCUCAUCCUGGAUGCCUUUGAGGAGCUCGAAGCCCAAGACGGCCUCCUGCCCAGUACAUGUGGACCCAUGUCGGCUGCGGAGCCCAGCUCCCUCCGAGGGCUGCUGGCCGGCCUCCUCCAGCGCAAGCUGCUGCGAGGCUGCACCCUGCUGGUCACGGCCCGGUCCCGGGGCCGCCUGGCUCAGGGCCUGAGCAAGGCGGACACCCUGUUCCAGAUGGCCGGCUUCUCGGCCCAGCAGGCUGAGACCUAUGUGGAGCGCUACUUUGAACAUUUGGGGGCCACUCACCGGCAGGAAAGAGCCGUGGCGCUCCUCCGGGGCCAGCCCCUUCUUCUCAGCCACAGCCACAGCCCCACUGUGUGCCGGGCCGUGUGCCAGCUCUCGGAGGCCCUCCUGGAGCUGGGAGAGGAGGUCGAGCUGCCUUCCACACUGACGGGACUCUAUGUUGGCCUCCUAGGCCCAGCGGUCCGUGACAGCCCCCCUGGGGCUCUGGAGACCAUGGCCAGGCUGGCCUGGGAGCUGGGCCGUAGGCACCACAGCACCCUGCGGGAGGACCAACUCCCAGAGAAGGUGAGGGCCUGGGCUGUGGCCAAAGGCUUGGUGCAGCCUUGCCCUGGGGCUGCAGAGACCGAGCUGGCCUUCCCCAGCUUCCUCCUGCAGUGCUUCCUGGCGGCCCUGUGGCUGGCCCUGAGCAGUGAGAUCAAGGACAAGGAGCUGCCGCAGUACUUGGCACUGACCCCGAGGAAGAAGAGGCCCUAUGACAACUGGCUGGAGGGCAUGCCGCGCUUUCUGGCCGGGCUGGUCUUCCAGCCUCGUGCCCGCUGCCUGGGAGCCCUGGCCGGGCCGGUGGUGGCCAGUGUGGUGGAUAGGAAGCAGAAGGCGCUCACCAAGUACCUGAAGCGGCUGCAGCCAGGGUUGCUGCAGGCCAGGCGGCUGCUGGAGCUGCUGCAUUGUACCCACGAGGCGUUGGACGCUGGCCUUUGGCGGCAUGUGGUGCAGGGGCUCCCCACCAACCUCUCCUUCCUGGGUACCCGGCUCACACCUCCGGACACCCACAUCCUGGGCAGGACCCUGGAGACAGCGGACCGUGACUUUUCCCUGGACCUCCGCAGGACUGGCAUUGACCCCUCUGGACUCAGGAGUCUCGUUGGACUCAGCUGUGUCACCCAGUUCAGGGCCGCCUUGAGUGACACGGUGGGGCUGUGGGAGUCCCUACAACAGCAUGGGGAGGCCAAGCUACUCCAGGCGGUGGAAGAGAAGUUCACUAUUGAGCCUUUCAAAGCCAAUUCCGUGAAGGACGUGGAAGACCUGGGCAACCUUGUGCAGAUCCAGAGGACAAGAAGUUCCUCAGAAGACAUAGCCGGGGAACUCCCCGCCAUCCGGGACUUAAAGAAGCUGGAGUUUGCGCUGGGCCCUGUCGCGGGCCCCCAGGCUUUCCCCAAACUGGUGAGGAUCCUGGAGGCCUUCUCCUCCCUCCAGCAUCUGGACCUGGACUCGCUGAGCGAGAACAAGAUCGGGGAUGAGGGUGUCGCGCAGCUCUCAGCCACCUUCCCUCGGUUGAAGGCCCUGGAGACGCUCAACUUGUCCCAGAACAACAUCACGGAUGUGGGCGCCUGCAAGCUCGCCAAAGCCCUGCCCUCACUGGCUGCAUCCCUUCUCAGGCUGAGCUUGUACAAUAACUGCAUCUGUGACGUGGGAGCCAAGAGCCUGGCACACGUGCUUCCGGACAUGGCAUCCCUGCGGGUGCUGGAUGUCCAGUACAACAAGUUCACAGCCGCCGGGGCCCAGCAGCUAGCAGCCAGCCUGAGAAAGUGCCCUGAUGUGGAGACACUGGCGCUGUGGACACCCACCAUCCCUUUCGGUGUCCUGGAACACCUGCAGCAGCUGGACUCCCGGAUCAGCCUGGGAUGACCCCGCUGGGCCUGGGACAAGUCUCGACAACACUCUCUCCAUGUGUCCUAAAGCUUCCUGACCUACCCCUUCUCCAGACCCCCCACCGACCCUUCUCCGAGGACACGGACCACGCUGGACCUUGAACUGGUUAUCUGUGGACACGGCUCUUCUCAGGUCAUAUCCUACGAGCCUCAGGGUCCCGGCACCCAGCCCUGCCGGCUACGGAAAGGACCCAUGGCCUGCUACCCGGACAGACCCAGGCCCGGCUUCAGGCUCCUUCGGGGCCCAGGUUGAUGCCAGCCCUACGCAGCCGCUGCAGCCCUGGCAAACAGGUGGGUGCCUGGUGGCAGCUGCCGCCCACCCAGGAGCCCUGGCGCAUUUUCUAUGGGACACUCCAGAAGUCGCGGCCAGGCUGGGGAGAAAGCACUUCUCCAGGCUGCUGUCCUAACAGGGCACGCUCGGCGCUUUGAGGGUCCCAGAGGGGAACCAGAUCCAAGCUGCAACUGACUCUGAGGCAGGUGCUCUCUGUCUGUGGGACUCACUGUUUGCACUAAACUUGUUGGCCGAGGCCCAAGCCAGGACAGGCCAGGCCAGACGCACUGGACCUUAGCUGGAAGCAACUGAUGGUACACUAAUGGAGGGGCGGGCAGGGGGCGACUGGAGCCAUGCCUGCCUUUUGCCUUCGUUUGUGCCUCUUCACUACAUUAUAAAUGACUCAUUCAACCCCA